Molecule: messenger RNA, 2199 nt
Organism: Cinclus cinclus
Lineage: Eukaryota; Metazoa; Chordata; Aves; Passeriformes; Cinclidae
Product: aryl-hydrocarbon-interacting protein-like 1
Exons: 6
Coding region: 1-2199 (732 amino acids)
Molecular function (GO): peptidyl-prolyl cis-trans isomerase activity; protein binding
Source: RefSeq, a predicted model, not a curated record
AUGGAGGAAACCUACCUGCUGAAUGUGGAAGGGGUCAAAAAGAAGAUUCUGCAUGGAGGCCAAGGGGAGCUGCCAAAGCUGCAGGAUGGGAGCAAGUUCACCUUCCACUUCCAGACGCUGAAGGAUGACUUUGAGCGGACAGUGAUUGAUGACAGCCGGGAAGCUGGAAUGCCCAUGGAGAUCAUCGUGGGCAAGAUGUUCAAGCUGGAGAUCUGGGAGACCCUGCUCAGCUCCAUGAGGAUUGGGGAGGUGGCAGAAUUCUGGUGUGAUGCCAUUCACACAGGCAUGUAUGCCCUGGUCUCCAGGGGCAUGCGGAGGAUCGCCGAGGGACGGGACCCCCUGGAAGGCCAGAAGCACCGCUGUGGCAUGGGCAACAUGUUUGACUACCACAGCACGGGCUAUGAUGACCUGGACGAACUGCAGCGGACACCACAGCCUCUCAUCUUCAUCAUGGAGCUGUUCCGGGUGGAGGACCCCUCAGCAUACAAACGUGACACCUGGGCCAUGAGCAAGGAGGAGAAGCUGGCAGCAGUGCCUGUGCUGCACAGUGAGGGCAACCGCCUCGUCCUGCGCAGGGAGUUCGCACAGGCGGCGGCCAAGUACCAGGAGGCUGUCAUCUGCCUCAGGAACCUCCAGGCCAAGGAGAAGCCGUGGGAGGAUGGCUGGCUGAAGCUGGAGAGCCUGGUCACGCCACUGGUGCUCAACUACUGCCAGUGCCAGCUGGAGCUCGGCGAGUACUACGAGGUGCUGGAGCACACCACGGAGCUUCUCCAGAAGCACAAGGACAAUGCCAAGGCCUAUUUCAAGCGGGCAAAGGCCCACGCUGCUGUCUGGAACGAGAGGGAGGCACGGGAGGACUUCCAGCGCGUGGCUCACCUCGACCCCUCCAUGGCAGCUGCGGUGAAGAAGGAGCUGAAGCAACUGGGGGAGAGGAUGAGGAAGAAGCACGUGGAGGAUCGGAAGCGCUACCAGGGCCUCUUCCAGUCCUCCCAGGGUCUGAAGGGGCAGGAGAGCAGGGAUGUGGGCGAUGGGGCACCUCAGGGUGAGGCUGGGGUCCAGGAGACCCCUGGGCAGGGGGAGGAGGGUGCUGAGACUGAAGUAACAGAACAACCCAGGGAUCCCCAGGCAGAACAAGGAACCCCCAGGGCUGGGGUGGAAGGGGCAGCACCAGGAGGAGAAGAAGCCCGGGGAGAGCCUGUGGGAGAAGAGGCAGAAGGGAAGGAUCGUACAGGAGUGGGGGAAGAGGAAAACCUGGGGACCCGUGGGGCAAAGCCAGAGAGUCUGGGAAUAGAGGAGGAAGAUGAGAAAGAGGAGGAGAGGGAAGAGGAGAAAGAGGAAGAAAAGGAAGAAAAAGAGGAGAGCAAAGAGGAAAAGGUAGAGAGGGGGGCAGAGGAAGAAGAUGGAAAAUUGGAAGAGAAGGAGGAGAUAGAAAAGGAAGACAAAGGGGAGAGAGAGGAGAAGGUGGAGAGGGGAGCAAAGGAAGAAGAUGAUAAAUUCAAAGAGGGUGAAGAAGAAAAGGAAGAAGAAAAGGAAGAAGAAAAGGAAGAAGAAAAGGAAGAAGAAAAGGAAGAAGAAAAGGAAGAAGAAAAGGAAGAAGAAAAGGAAGAAGAAAAGGAAGAAGAAAAGGAAGAAGAAAAGGAAGAAGAAAAGGAAGAAGAAAAGGAAGAAGAAAAGGAAGAAGAAAAGGAAGAAGAAAAGGAAGAAGAAAAGGAAGAAGAAAAGGAAGAAGAAAAGGAAGAGACAGUAAUGAAAGGGAAAGCGGACAAGGACAAAGGGAAAGAGUGUCUACCAGCAAAAAUAGAAAAGCCUGAAGCAGCGCAGUGUGGGGCAAUAGGAGAGAUAAAGUCAGCAGGGCUAGUGCAGGGGUUGGAGCAAGGAGCCAGUGGAGCAGAGGGAGCUGGCACAGGGAGCGAGGCUCAGGCUCAGCCAAAGAGAGCCCCACAUCUGAGUCUAGCCUCAGGGCUGGAGGAUGAAACACCUGGAGAGGCUCUGGAAGAGGUGAGCUGCAGGGAGCAGGGAGCAGACAGUGGGCAAGAAAACGCUGGGGAAGGCAACAUGUCCCCAGAGAGCUUCACCCCUGGGGAUGGUGAGAAGCUGGGUGGAGGACAAAAAUACCCCCCGUGCCCCACAGCAGCCAGAGAAGGGAGUGCUGCACUCCUGGAGCAGUGCAGCAAAGGGCAGGGCUGCGAGCAGCCCUGA